This is a messenger RNA of Spodoptera frugiperda (fall armyworm), 1492 nucleotides long. RefSeq lists its product as uncharacterized. The record is from RefSeq and is a predicted model, not a curated record. The transcript is spliced from 2 exons. Lineage: Eukaryota; Metazoa; Arthropoda; Insecta; Lepidoptera; Noctuidae. The coding region runs from base 238 to 1440 and encodes 400 amino acids.
UAGUGUUUUUGCACGUCUCGGCUAACAUUCUGCUCAUUCCAGUUUCAACAUUAAAGAGUAAACGCAGUGUCGUGUUGUUUUGUAGUGAUUUUAUUCGUGUUUCGACUUACAAGUGAUUGUUUUUACGUUUUGUUAUUUAUAACAUAUUUUAUCACUCGAUUAUCUGGUGACCUUGUUAGAUAAAGAUUUUGUUAGACACGAAAGAUAUAUUGUACAUUUUUGUUGUUUUAGAGUAAUAUGGAAGAAAAAGGAAAUUCUAAGAUGGAUGAGAGUGUGGAUACUCUACCAAAAAAUUUACAGAAACAUAUGGAAAGCAUCGCAAGAAACGAAAGAUAUAUAACUUAUAAGAUUAUAAGUAAAAACUUAUCAACUAAAGGUGGCAGUUAUAUGGGUAUUUUAUACGAAGUGGACAUUAAAGGAAAAACUAAAGAUGAAGAUAAAGAAACAAAUAUAUUUAUCAAGAAUAUAGUCACUGACGAACAAAUGAAAAUAUACUCGGUGACAGACGUGUUUGCAAAGGAAGCAUUUGUUUAUACAGAACUUUCGAAGAUAUUCACAGAGUUACAGAAAGAAGCAAAUAUUCCGAAUGAAGAAAGAUUCCAAAUGGCUAAGUCUUAUGAGGAAUGCAAUCCAAAAUCUAUCAUUCUCGAGAAUUUGGGUAAGAGAGGAUUCAAAGUCUAUGAGAGAAUGGAAACAAUUCCUUUGGAUUACGCUGAAAUGUGUGUCCAACAGCUUGGUAAACUGCAUGGUCUUUCAAUGGUCCUUCAAGAAAAAAGACCAGAUUAUUUUAAUAAGCACGUCGCUACUAUGAAACAACCGUUUAUUUUUGAAGAAGAUUGGUAUGGCUUUGUGGAGAAUAUGUACAACUAUUCAGUCAAUUGUUUAGACCCUGAUGUUAAGGAAAGAGUUGGGCAAAAGAUUAAGGAAAAAGUCAGUAAUUAUCCCAAGUAUAUGAAUGACACGUCUGGUGUUUGUACUUUCUGCCAUGGAGAUUACAAACAUAACAACAUUAUGGUGAAAGAAGAUGAUGGAAAGCUAAAGGAAGUAGUAACCAUCGAUUUCCAAAUAUCCCAUUAUGGGUGCCCAAUUUUGGAUUUCCUAUACCUCAUUUUCAACGGCACAGAUCAAGAAUUUAGGAAGAAACAUUUGACCGAUCUAAAGGAUUUAUAUUACGGGACUAUGGAAAAGUUUCUGUCACGUUUUGAAAUGGACAUUAGUAAGAUCUUUCCUAGAAUGGAAUUUGAGAGAGUUUAUAAAGAAAAGUUGGAUUUUGGAUUGAUGAUCAACGUGUUUUAUGUUCCGUUUCUGUUUGCUGCGGCGGAUGAGGCUCCUGAUGUAGCCAAAGAGACGCUGUCCACUUUGUCUUUUAACGUCGAUAGUAGAUUCACUCAGAGGUUCCGAGGAGUAGUCGAUGACUUCAUACAGUGGGGUUACUUGUAAUGAGUGCAUAUUGUAUUUUUUUUUUAUAAUUAUUAAAUGGCUUUUUAUACGC